UGUGUUAUACAAAACUUAGUAUCGAAAGUUUCAUAUUCAAAACUUCAAUUUAGUGACUUCGUUUUUUUCACUUUACCCAUUUAGUGAAUUAUAGUUAUGUUAUUAAACGAUUUACCUGAUGAUUGUCUCUGGUUGAUCUUUGACAAAUUUUUCAAAUUAGAAGAGUUGAUUCAAUUGUCUAAAGUUUGUUCAAAAUGGUCCAAUUUGAUUUCCAUACGACUCAAAAAAGUUAAAUAUCUGGUAAAUUGGUUCGAUGUUCAUAAACACGAUUAUUCCAAAAUAUGGAUGGAGAAUCCAAAUACUUUGUCUGAUUACAAUCUUCAAGAGCUUUUACCAAAUCUCAGGAUUGUCAAUUUCCCUUUUGUUUCCGUUGGACAGGCGUCUCACGCGGUCGAUGUCAGAAAAGUGGUGAAUGAUAAUCCGAAAAUAAAAGGAUUAAUUCGAAUCAAUAGUCGCGAUUCUGAUUCAUUCAAUGGGCACAACUUGGAGAAUAUCGAAAUGAUUUCGAUGAAAUCUCUGGAUUUUGAUUACAAAAAAAUCUUUCGACCUGAUCAGUUGAAACAAAUCCACUUGUACGAUGCUUCCAUUGACGAGCUUCCUAAAUGCGCUGAAUAUUUUCCAAAUUUGAAGCGACUCAAUAUUUCGUUUUGUGGUAAAAUUUCUAAAUUCGAGUAUGGUACUUAUAACGGAGUUCGUUUGAUGGACUCUUGUCCUUAUCUUACGAGCGCUUUUAUGAGACUUCCAAUAGGAAAUGUUAAUACUGAUGAAGCUAAAAGGAACUAUAAUCUGAAGGAUUUGGUUAUUGAUCUGCUCCCUUCCGAACUCGUCGCUAUCGAAGCUCGAUCCGUUGAAAAGCGAAAUGUCUUAAACGACUUAGUGGCUAACGCUCAAUCAGCCUUCAACGAUGCCAAGGCUCAAUUUGGAAAAUUCUUCGGCUCAGCUCUUCAACAACAAAUCGCCGAAGCUAAAGAAUCUUUCAUGAAUGGACUUAAGCAACUCCAAGAAUCUGCUGAAGAUCUUCUCGAAGAUGGAGCUGAUGCUCUCAUGAAGAACCUUCCUGGUCUCCAAGGAAUCGUCUCUGAUCGAGUUGACGCCGUCACUGAUUCUUUGGAAUCAUACAUCGAAAAGAACAAGGGUAAAUUAGACGAAGUUCGACAAUUGAUCCUCGACAAUGCUCUCAAGACCUUGAAGGCUCUUAAGGAUCGACUUGAUGCCACUGAAUCAGCUGAAGCCGUUAGCCAAAUUCUCACCUCAGUUGACAACGUUGAGAACCAAGUUGUUAGUGAAGUUUCAGCAGCCAAGUCUCGAUCUCUUUUUGGAAUUAACUGGUCCGGUCUUAAGAACACCAUGACUCAACGAUUUGAUGCCCUCCGAAACCGAUUCGAUGACAUGUUAGACGAAUUCCGAGGAGAAGAUAACAAAAAGAUCCGAGAACAAAAGGGCAAAAUCCAAGGAGCCAUGGAAAAGGUUAACGGUGCUGACAAACUUCCACCCGCACAAAAGAUCGAAGCCGUCAAAGCCGCUACCGCUGAAUUAGACAAGGCUGACGAAGUUGCCGCUUCAGCUGCCUCAUCAGGAGAAAUUAUGCUAAAAGAAGUUUGGAUUUUAAAUUCUUAUCGCUUUGGUGAUUUACCGAGAAUUCUCAAAGAUAAUCCGCAAGUAAAGGGAUUAAUUGGCAAUGCAGAGCUGAGUGGAUGUGGCUAUUUGGAAAAUAUCGAAAUGUGCGCUGCAGUGUUUCAGAACAAAUUCAAUUAUAAAGAAGUUUUUCGCCCUGAUCAGUUGAAACAAAUUCGCUGCUACUUGUUUCAAAUGAAGGAUCUUCCUUCAUUGAUUGAAUAUUUUCCGAAUUUGAAGCGAGUUAACAUAGAACUUCCUGACGUUUUUUACAAUGGACCAUAUUUGUCUUCGUUAAAGAUUCUUGAACUUGGCACACACGAUUUCGUUGAACAAUUCACUGGAUUCCAUUUCAUGGAUUUUUGUCCAUCCUUGGAAAGUGCUUUCAUACAUUGUUGUGCAGAGGUUAUUCAUGUUGAUGAAUCGAUAAAGAAUUACAAUCUAAGAGAUUUGGUUAUCUCAACUAUUCUCAGUAUUCCUGCUGUUUUAUUUGGUGAUGAGUUGGAAUUUGAAGAUAUUUUAACUAUUCCAUGUCUCGGUCCCAGGGAUCAAAAUAAGAUUAGAGCAUUGGUAAACUGUAAUUCAAAUAUCAAAGGUACCUGCAUGCGAAAGCUUCAUAAAUACGUCCAAUACUUUCCAAAUUUGAAGCGACUCAACUUCAAUUGCUGCGAACGUAUCGGGUACUAUGGUCCGCAAUUGUCCAAUUUGAAGAUUCUGGAAUCUUAUUUAUACGGAUGGGAUGGAGAUCUUGAUGAAUUUUAUCUGUUGGACUUUUGUCCAUCUUUAGAAAGCGCUUUCAUCAAAAUUGCGGUACCAUAUGAGCGCGUUGAUUCGUCCAUAAAGAACUACAAUUUGAGAGAUUUGGUUAUUGAAAUAUCACGGGAUGAACAGCUGAACUGGCGUUUUGUACGUGCGCUGUUGUCCAAAUUUCCUAAUUUACAUCAUCUUGCGAUUAGAGGCCCUUGUUUUUAUAGUACUAUAUAUGGUAACGAAACAAAUGAUGAUCGUAUUAAGGAAUUGGUAAAGAUUCUACCAGAAAUAAAACUAUUUGACUUCAGAAAACUCAGAAGAAUCACGCGUAAAUCAGCGGAUUUCUUAUCUAAAUAUUGUGCUGAAUCUAAUCGAUCAAUCAAAAUCUAUUAUAACUGUGAAAAGGAACCAGAUGAUUGGCCAAAAUACGAUACUCCUCGAGAAUCAAUCGUCUACGGAUUCGAUUUCAUGAAACAUUGUUUUUAUAAGAGUUUUUCCAAUCUUCCGGACCUAAUUGAUGAAUAAAAGCAUCUACAUUUUAUUAUAUCAAAUAAUAUUAAUAUUCUUCCAUGGAAGAAGCGA
Messenger RNA from Panonychus citri (citrus red mite), 2946 nucleotides. RefSeq lists its product as uncharacterized. The transcript has 15 exons. The record is from RefSeq and is a predicted model, not a curated record. Gene Ontology annotation, molecular function: protein binding. The coding region runs from base 97 to 2889 and encodes 930 amino acids. Lineage: Eukaryota; Metazoa; Arthropoda; Arachnida; Trombidiformes; Tetranychidae.